AUGUUGGCUGACGUACUCCCGAGAGGGAGAUGCAGCUCGGGCGGCGGCGGUAAAGCGGACGUCCCCCCGGAGAGGCUCUCGGUCAUCAGCUGUGAGUGCCACCAGCUCGCCGGCAGGAGGCGGUGCGCGGCGUCGCCGCAGCUCGAGGGCAAAGAGAACGAGCUGAAGGCGAGGCCGGGCGAGCCGGGCGGCGGCGGAGCGAAGCGGGAGUCGGAGGACACGGAUUGCGGAGAAAGCGUCAAAGACGUCUUCCCCGACAACGACAGCAAUCAGAUUCUUCCCGUGGAGCAGUUCUUUGGGAACUUGGGCGCUAUACAGGACUUCCCUCAGAGGUCGUCGGAGACGUCUGCCCGUGUUCAACGGGAGCGCAGGAGACGGCACUACUACGCACCGGAGGACAGCGACGAAGAGGAGGCGGCAUGAAGGACACGUGGCGAAGAAGAGCUGCCCGCGGUCUCAAAAGGUCCCCACACGAGACGCUCUGCGCCCAAAGUGUGUGUGUGUGAGAGGGGCGAUGCUCGUGAUUCGCCCGCUUACGCUGCGAGUGAGGGAAGCCUGAACUGUUUGCUGGAGCCGAGUCGGCGCUCUCGCACGCCGCAUGAGUGCGUCGGCUUUGAGCCGGCGGCCAGGAGGAGACACCAUCUUUGUUUCUUCGCGGUGAACUUUGAAAACGGACAGUUUCCAAAAAGCAGAAAAAAAGCCUUUGUUUUUCAACCCGUACCACUUGGCUCGAUAUCCGGAUCUAUCUUCUUAUUUCUUUAAGUGCAGCUACAGCACCACCUGUGGGGACACGGACAACAGUGCCUGUUUUGUUAUUUAUUGCUGGUGUUUUGGCAGCACUUUAUUUCAAUGAAUCGAGCUGCAUAACAUACGGAUUCAUACUUUUGAGGGCAAGUUUUCAGUUUGAGAUUAGCCUUGAGAAAUGCCUGCAUUCAAAACGACACAAUAUAUAGAUUUGUAAGGAGGGGGGAAAGAAAAAACAUCUAAUAUAUAUGUGGGAGGGGAGGGUCAGAGAGCAUUUAAUAUUAUUAAAUAUUAUUAUAAUUAUAUUUAAUAUAUAUACAUUAAUAUAUAACUUAUAUAUAUAUAUAAUGCAUAUUAAUAUAUAUUUAAUGUUACAUAUGUGUUCUAUAUAUAUUAUAAAAUAUACUAUAUUAUAAUGUACAUAUAUGCAACUUUCCUGACCGAGUGAACGCCGCCGCGUUGUAAUGGAUUUGUGCGUUUCUUACAUCACCGUGCCAACAGAGGAAAAUAAAUGUUUUUCAUGA
Molecule: messenger RNA, 1268 nt
Organism: Pseudoliparis swirei
Lineage: Eukaryota; Metazoa; Chordata; Actinopteri; Perciformes; Liparidae
Gene: c9h1orf174
Product: chromosome 9 C1orf174 homolog
Exons: 3
Coding region: 1-423 (140 amino acids)
Source: RefSeq, a predicted model, not a curated record